UAUAUAUAGGAGAUUGUAGUCCACUUUCAAUCUUCGAAGAGGGACAAAAACGAAGCCAAAAUGAGCGUCAUGGGCAGAGUCCUGUUUUUAGUGGCUGCUGCUCAGUUUUUCACUUCAAUAAUCUGCGAUGCAAAUGUUCCUUCAGUUUGCGGCGACUGGUCACUCCAGUACAUCUUUUUGCUGUCACCUUCUUUAGGGCAACUACCGUACCUAACAAAAUAUUUGAAUAGCAUCAAGUCAGCGGCGAUUUUGAAAAAUACGGAAUACGAUGGCUUCUUGCAAGUGUUAUGUGAACCGCGAGACUGGGAGGAUAUUUAUCGUCAUACAAUCGAGUGGGACGUUUAUUUGGCACAUUCCGCUUUUUGUAUCGACAAAAGUGAGUUUUCCGCACUACAAUUACGUCUCCACCGUAAUAAAGGUAAAAAAGUUUUGACAAACGCGGCUCUGAGGAAUCUUAUAAAUCGUCAAACUAUAAGUUCAUUCAUUAAUAAUGACAAUAAAAAUUAUAUCGACAAAAAUAAUUUGGAGACAAUGUCGAACAGCGAGGUUCUCAGAGAUCUGAAAAAAGUUAGAAAAAUAAAUUCUACAACAUCCGACGUUCUUCUGAGCUUGUCUGAGAUCUUCAGAAAUGUAGAUAUAAAAAAUCUCCUGAUUAGAAAACGCCGAUCAGCCGUUGAACGCGUGACCGAUCUUUCUGUGGUCAAGAAAAGGUCCAGUAAAACUACCCCGGGUAGAUCGGCGUCGUUGAAAAAAUCUAUUUGCGACGAUCACAAUUCCGAUGGCAAUAAAAAAAAAAUUACAACUUCCGGUGGUUCGCAGUCCAGAGGUUCUUCGUCAGCAAAAAAAAAUAGCGCUUCAAGGACUAAAAGAGAGGAACCCACCAGCACUCCAGCUACCAGCGACCUUAAUCGUGUUCCGGUGAAAAGAGCCGUUAAAAGAGGACGAGGACGUACAGCGUCGGCCACUGAUGCUCCGGAUCCAAGUUCAACCCCCUCGUCUCGACAAAACGUUGACGACGACGAUGCCGAACUUUCAAUUACAACGACGCAAAGUGCUGCAAAAUCUAAAAGACGUUAUGGAUCACGUCGUGGAUCAUCAUCUCGUGAUGAAGUUGGAGAAACUACAACCGAAGGAAGUUCUGCAAGAUACCGUAACCGUUAUCGCGAUGAAGUUGGAGAAACACCUACAACCGAAGGAAGUUCGUCACGAUACCGUAAUCGUUAUCGCGAUGAUUCUGGAGACGAUGACGAAGCUACUGCUACUGCAACUGCGUCACCCGAUGGUAAAAAAAGGGUGAAAUAUGGGAAAAAAUCGUGCACGCUUACUGCAUACCAAAAACGCAACGGCGUUCGUCUGCCUCCCGGAUGUGAAAGAGAUCCGGAUAACGAUGAUGAUGCUGACGACGAUGCCGAUCUCAAGGAUUCAGGUUCUCCUGAUAUCAAUGAUGCUGGCUCGCCACCCAACGUCGAUUGCGUUGUUUUAGACAAGGGUAUGCUUGACGACGUUUCUGCUUAUGUCUAUAAUUUAUACAGAUGGCUCAACAAUCUUCAAAAGAAGAGAAUGAGAAGACCCUAAUAAUGAGGAUCAUUUCUUGAAAUUUAUUAAAACAGUCGGCAAUUCUAUUAUAUUAAUUAGGUAUAUAUUUACAAACUAUUUCUGCAAACUUAACAAUUUCUAAUUAAUAAUACAAAUUUAUCGAUAUCAGUAAUAUGAAUAUACUAUCGUAUAUGUAUCUAUAUUUCAUUAUGAAUCCCUAAUCAUUUAUGUAAAUUUAUGUAAUUACAUGUAUCUUCAUGCGUAUAUAAAUGAACAAAAUAAGAAAAAAACUGUCUGGGGGUCGAA
Molecule: messenger RNA, 1842 nt
Organism: Athalia rosae (coleseed sawfly)
Lineage: Eukaryota; Metazoa; Arthropoda; Insecta; Hymenoptera; Athaliidae
Exons: 2
Coding region: 61-1575 (504 amino acids)
Source: RefSeq, a predicted model, not a curated record